AUGUAUUACAGUAAUGACGAAAUCUUGUCACACAUUAACCACCUUAGUGCAUUAACUACUAAAUUAAAGAACGUGGAACAUAUUCAUAAUUCAGAGAAAUUUGAUCGCUAUUCCUCGGAGACAAGCAGCUAUCUACAUCGUCUGGCAAGUUUAUCUCUCUAUGCCCACAUUCUUCUCUCGAACAGUGUUCCGAUCAAUAAUAUAUUAAAAUUAUGGGGGUGUACAUAUGAAACUAAUGAUUAG
This is a messenger RNA of Adineta ricciae, 243 nucleotides long. NCBI's taxonomy places the organism in Eukaryota, Metazoa, Rotifera, Eurotatoria, Adinetida, Adinetidae. The record is from the annotation of a GenBank genome assembly.